UUAAAAUUUAAUGUAAAAAUUAAAUUUAUAAACACUGCUUUUAAGGUUUCCUGAGCUCAGAUGUCCUUGCCAUGCAAAUUCACAGGUGCUCAGGGUUCAGACUCAUUUGUGGACAAGUGGGAUACAAACUGUAGCCCAGGGUUCAGGCAGCACUGAGCUUGCUGACCUUGGUGCUGUGGGUGGGGGCUGCAAAAGUGGUUGUGUCCUCAUGAGCAGACCACCGCUUCUUCCUUUAGCCUUUCUUGCCGCAGUGGACUCCUGGUUCAAGGUCUUGCUGCCCAAGUUAUAUCCAUGGCUCUACCAUAAUGGGGGCAACAUCAUUAGCAUUCAGGUGGAGAAUGAAUACGGUAGCUACAGGGCCUGUGACUUCAGCUACAUGCGGCACCUGGCUGGGCUCUUCCGUGCACUGCUGGGAGACAGAAUCCUCCUCUUCACCACCGAUGGGCCUGAAGGACUCAAAUGUGGCUCCCUCCAGGGACUCUACACCACUGUGGAUUUUGGCCCAGCUGACAACAUGACCAAAAUCUUUGGCCUACUGCGGGAGUAUGAGCCCCAUGGGCCACUGGUGAACUCCGAGUAUUACACAGGCUGGCUGGAUUACUGGGGCCAGAACCACUCCACACGGUCCGUUUUGGCUGUGACCAAAGGCCUAGAAAGCAUGCUGAAGCUGGGAGCCAGUGUGAACAUGUACAUGUUCCACGGAGGCACCAACUUUGGAUACUGGAAUGGUGCUGAUGAGAAGGGACGCUUUCUUCCAAUUACUACCAGCUAUGACUACGAUGCACCAAUAUCUGAAGCAGGGGACCCCACACCUAAGCUUUUUGCUCUUCGAAACGUCAUCAGUGAGUUCCAGGAAAUUCCCCUGGGACCUUUACCUCCCCCCAGCCCCAAGAUGACGCUUGGACCUUUGACCCUGCAACUGGAUGGGGAUUUGCUGGCUUUCCUAGACUUCCUGUGUCCCCAAGGGCCCAUCAGUUCAAUCUUGCCAAUGUCCUUUGAGGCUGUCAAACAGGACCGUGGCUUUGUGCUAUACCGGACCUAUCUGACCUAUACUGUGUCUGAGCCAACACAGUUCUGGGUGCCUAACAAUGGAGUCCAUGACCGUGCCUAUGUGAUGGUAGAUGGGGUGUUUCAGGGUGUUCUGGAACGAAACAUGAAACACCAACUAUUUUUGAUGGGGAAAGAAGGGGCCAGACUAGACAUCUUACUGGAGAACAUGGGGAGGCUCAGUUUCGGGUCUAACAGCAGUGACUUCAAGGGCCUAUUAGAGCCACCAGUUCUGGGGCAAACGGUCCUCAGCCGGUGGCUGAUGUUCCCUCUGAAAAUUGAUAAGCUUGUAAAGCGGUGGUUUCCCCUCCAGCUGAAGAAAAGGUCACAUCCUCAAGUUCCCUCUGGCCCCACUUUCUACUCCACAAAGUUUCCAAUUUUAGGAGAAGGCGGGGACACUUUUCUCUCUCUACCUGGAUGGACCAAGGGCCAAGUCUGGAUCAAUGGGUUUAACCUGGGCCGGUACUGGACAAAGCGGGGGCCCCAAGAGACGCUCUACGUGCCAAGACCCCUGCUGUUUUCUAGGGGAGCCCUCAACAAAAUCACACUGCUAGAGCUAGAAAACGUGCCACCUCAGCCCCAAGUCCAGUUUCUGGAUAGGCCCAUCCUAAACAGCACCCUGCAUAAGACAUACAUCUAUUCCCUCUCAGCUGAUACACAAGGUGCCUCUGAACCAAUGGAGUUAAGCGGGCACUGAGAGAAAGGUAACCCUCGGACCUGGGACACGGAGUGGGCAGGAUUCCUUGGUGCUGGCCACGAUGACCUCAAGGAACCAAAGGCCACAAGGCCCAAAUGCUAGUCCAAGUGCAGUUUCCUUGCCAAGCUUUAUUGUGAUUAAAAUUCCAGAGACAGUCCCA
Molecule: messenger RNA, 1904 nt
Organism: Neogale vison (American mink)
Lineage: Eukaryota; Metazoa; Chordata; Mammalia; Carnivora; Mustelidae
Product: beta-galactosidase-1-like protein
Exons: 12
Coding region: 209-1744 (511 amino acids)
Biological process (GO): carbohydrate metabolic process
Cellular component (GO): vacuole
Molecular function (GO): beta-galactosidase activity
Source: RefSeq, a predicted model, not a curated record